Molecule: messenger RNA, 456 nt
Organism: Hibiscus syriacus
Lineage: Eukaryota; Viridiplantae; Streptophyta; Magnoliopsida; Malvales; Malvaceae
Product: leucine-rich repeat extensin-like protein 5
Exons: 1
Coding region: 1-456 (151 amino acids)
Source: RefSeq, a predicted model, not a curated record
AUGAAUCCUCGGUCAAUUGUUAUAAUCUUUCCACUUCUCUCAACUCUCUUUGAUGUUCCGAUCAAUGCUUCCGCCAAAAUUUUGGAAGAAACGACACCGGCCGUUGUGCCCCAAGCACCGACGACUGAAAUCAAGUGUGGAGCUUGUCCCUGUGUGAAUCCAUGCAGCCAACAAUCGCUUCCGCCGCCUCCUCUACCACCGCCACCACCUCCAAGGUUCACCUACUACAGUUCACUUCCGCCACCUUCUCCUCCGAUGUUCACCUACUAUAACUCACUUCCGCCUCCGCCUCCGUCGCCGCCGAGAUUCUUCUAUGUGACCGAUGUGCCUGGCCCGUUGUAUACGGAGGAUCCAAAUGAUAGGUGGUUCUUUUUCUCUGGUGCUGGGCGGAAUUUUGUGGUGGUUUCCUUACUUUUAAUUGGCUAUGGAUUGUGGGGGCUCACCAUAGUUUAUUGA